This is a messenger RNA of Ipomoea nil (Japanese morning glory), 1144 nucleotides long. RefSeq lists its product as uncharacterized. The transcript has 2 exons. Gene Ontology annotation, molecular function: alpha-tubulin binding. NCBI's taxonomy places the organism in Eukaryota, Viridiplantae, Streptophyta, Magnoliopsida, Solanales, Convolvulaceae. The coding region runs from base 134 to 976 and encodes 280 amino acids. The record is from RefSeq and is a predicted model, not a curated record. Gene Ontology annotation, biological process: protein folding.
CCAAUCAAAAAAUUGCAGCACCUUUUUAACUUUGAGUUCAUUUCGUCAGCAGUUUCAUUAUGAUUAUUUGAAGUUUUUAAGGGGAUUGAUACUAGGAGUGGGAAACUACGAUUCCUAUGCGUCUAUAGAGUUUAUGGGUCUAGUGCAUUUGAGAUAUCUAAAAAUUCCUGCUACUCUGAAACUUAAUUCUCUACCAUUGUUCAUGUUAUGGAAUUUGCAGAAGCUGGAUAUUGAUGCUUCUCUUUCAAUAAGUGAACCCCUUGAUAUUUGCCGAUUGCCCCAACUGAAGUUUCUCUAUCUUGUGGGAACCAUUCAACUGGUUCCUCCAAGAUCAGUUCAUCAUAAUUUGGAGAGCAUUAGAUAUUUGGAUCAUAUGAGUUGUACAGAGGAGCUGUUUAUGAGAAUCCCAAAUCUAAGGACAUUGGGAGUUAUUGCAGGUUGGGGCAAAGCAUUCAAUUGGUUCCAAAGCCUUGCCUGUUUAUAUAAACUGGAAGAUCUACAUGUUUGUGGCAAAAUUCUUCAUCUGGAUUCUGUGGGGAGUUUGAGCAUAGAGAAUUUUUUGCCAAAUCUUAAGAAAUUGAAACUCUUUGGAACAAAAUUAAAUUGGAAGAAAAUGUAUGUUGUCGGGAUGUUGCCGAAGCUUGAGGUCCUCUUCUUGGAGGAUGAUGCUGGUGUUGGCAGAAAAUGGAAACCCAGAGAUAGAGGAUUUCGUGGAUUAAAGUUGUUAAUCAUAGGAAAUUGUGAUCUACAAAUUUGGAAAGCCACGGGUGACCAUUUUCAUGUCCUUGAAUGUCUAGUCUUCAUAGAAUUAGAGGGUUUAAAAAAGAUUCCUAGUGACUUUGCACAUAUAACUACCCUCAAAUCGAUCAAGUUAUAUCGAUGUUCAAACUCAAUUAUAUCUUCUGCCAAGUGUAUUCAAGAAGAGAAACUAGACUAUGGAAACGACGCGUUUACUGUUGAUAUUUUACGGUUUUGAGCUGAUAAGAUGUGGAAAUGGGGCAAAUUGAGAGCAAUUUGGGACGUUGUUGCAAGUUGCAAGCAAGCACACGGGCAAAUCAAGAUUCAAUGAAGACGGAUAGCAUGUGAUGUGAGCAACUUGAGGAUCUGAAGGUUCUGAAACUGACCUUUAAUUUGUGAGCCACCU